Molecule: messenger RNA, 3003 nt
Organism: Limulus polyphemus (Atlantic horseshoe crab)
Lineage: Eukaryota; Metazoa; Arthropoda; Merostomata; Xiphosura; Limulidae
Product: calcium/calmodulin-dependent protein kinase type II alpha chain-like
Exons: 18
Coding region: 56-1666 (536 amino acids)
Biological process (GO): protein phosphorylation
Cellular component (GO): neuron projection; cytoplasm
Molecular function (GO): ATP binding; calmodulin binding; calcium/calmodulin-dependent protein kinase activity
Source: RefSeq, a predicted model, not a curated record
UGCGAGAUUUUGUUUUAGUACUAUUACUUUUGUAGGGUUGUUAAACUUCGAAGAAAUGGCACUUCCGAUAAGCUGUAGAAGAUUUAGCGAUAAUUAUGACAUUAAAGAAGAGCUAGGAAAGGGUGCAUUCUCAAUAGUAAAAAGAUGUGUUCAAAAGGCUACUGGACUAGAAUAUGCAGCAAAAAUCAUCAGUACAAAGAAGCUAUCAGCAAGAGACUUUCAGAAAUUGGAGCGAGAGGCAAGGAUAUGCCGUAAAUUGAACCAUCCUAACAUAGUACGACUACAUGAUAGCAUACAGGAAGAAGGGUUUCACUACUUGAUAUUUGACUUAGUUACAGGUGGGGAGUUGUUUGAAGAUAUUGUAGCCAGAGAGUAUUAUAGUGAGAGUGAUGCCAGCCACUGUAUUCAGCAGAUUUUGGAGAGUGUAAACCAUUGUCAUCAGAAUAGUAUCGUGCAUAGAGAUCUUAAGCCAGAAAAUUUACUCCUUGCAAGCAAAGCUAAAGGAGCAGCUGUAAAACUUGCUGAUUUUGGUCUUGCUAUUGAAGUACAGGGAGACCAGCAAGCUUGGUAUGGUUUUGCAGGAACCCCAGGCUACCUGUCACCAGAGGUUCUCAAGAAAGAUCCUUAUGGAAAACCAGUUGAUAUAUGGGCAUGUGGUGUGAUCCUGUAUAUCUUGUUAGUGGGUUAUCCUCCAUUUUGGGAUGAAGAUCAGCAUAGGCUUUAUGCUCAGAUCAAAGCUGGUUCAUACGAUUAUCCAUCACCUGAAUGGGAUACUGUAACCCCAGAAGCAAAGAAUCUCAUAAAUAGCAUGUUGACUGUUAACCCAGUAAAGAGAAUCACAGCAGCAGAAGCCCUAAAACAUCCAUGGAUUUGUCAACGUGAGAGAAUUGCAUCAACGCUUCACCGUCAAGAAACUGUUGAAUGUCUCAAGAAGUUUAAUGCUCGUCGUAAACUUAAGGGAGCUAUUUUAACCACCAUGCUAGCUACAAGAAACUUCUCAAGUCGAAGUAUUAUAGCAAAAAAAGGAGAUGGUUCACAAGUGAAAAAUUCAACUGACAGCAGCACAACGUUAGAAGAUGAUGAUGUUAAAGAUGGUCCCUCAGGGCCUCAAAGAAGUAAAACUGUUAUACAAGUUGAUUCAGUUAAAACUUCAACUCCUGACAGUAACCUAAUUUCCAAGCUUGUCAAGAGAUCAGAUCAAAAACAACCACCAGCAAUAGCAAUAAGGAUCAGUAAUGGCAAUACAUCAGAUCCACGAAAAGCUGAAGUCAUCAAAAUUACUGAACAGCUCCUUGAGGCAAUCAACAUUAGUGACUUUGACAUUUAUACGAAAAAUUGUGACCCCCAGAUGACAGCCUUUGAACCUGAAGCUUUAGGUAAUUUGGUAGAAGGAAUGGAUUUUCACAAGUUUUACUUUGAUAUUGGUAAUUUCAGCAUCUGUUUAUUUUUUUGUUAUAUAUCACUUGAAUGUACAGGGUAUCCCAGAAGCCUGGACUCAUUGGGAAAAAUACACCAUUUUUUCUCAAUUUAUUUAUUAUUCAAAUUACAUACAAUUAACAGUCAUACACAUAUCAAUCUUGGUAUACUGUACCAUCAGGCUAUUUCCUUUCCUGAAAUAUGUAGAACUGACAUUAAAAAAUGUGUUUGUUUAACUUUAAGAAUAUAAUGUCUAUUUUUCCCUAUGGGUCCAGACUUCUCGGACACCCUGUAUUUGCUCUGUACCUGAAUUUUAAAACUAUUAAUGUAAAAUUUAUAUCAGGAUAUUGUUAAAGCUGCCUAUUUAUUUAUUUAAAAUUUUAUUCGAAUCCUUAAAAUGUAGCUUAUUUAAUUUUGUCCAGCUAAAAUGAGUUUGAAAAAAAAAAAACUGUAACCAUGUCUGGAUAUGUAAUUACUUUAUUAGUAUAAAGUGUGGUGGAGUUAUUAGUGAGGAUCACUGUAGUAUAGAAAAUUUAAAUUUAACCCGUACAUGAAAAAUUGCUUCAAUUAAGAACUAUAUAAACAUUCUCAGUCUUCAAGAUAUAAAGGAAAAUAUUUAACUGGUUGGAUAGUGAUCAUCCUAAAAAAUUGAAAGUGUGGAGGUGUGAAUGGUGUGAAUUUGGAGGCCUUCACAUUUUUACUUUAUAUCAGUUAUUGCACUAUUCAAGAAGUUGUGAAUUUCAAAAAUCUUGUUGCCAUUCUGUUGAAUAAUUACUUGUGUCAAUAAGGUCAUCUUUAUUAUAUGUUUUUUUUUCUCUCUCAUGCUACACCUCAUUAGUUUUAUUCAAUAAUUACUGUGUGUGUGUAUUUGAUGGUUACUACUUAAGAUGAGAAAAUGACAUUUUAGAACCAUAAGAUAUGAUAAUUUUAAACAAUUUUAGUUUGCUGACAACUUGAGUAUGUUGUUAAAGAAGCAUUCCACAGUUCCCAUGUCCAUUUUUGAAGUUUCUUAUUAAAACGUUUGAAAAUAAUUGUUGAAGCCAUUAUUAGGGACAAGUUAGAAAGUAUUAACCAGUUAAAAACUACAAGCUAUAAUCUGGCAUCUUUAUCAUAGCUGCUGUUCUUAUUUGAAGUUGUGAUGUUAUCCUAGGAGUGGAGUGUUUUGUUUCAUUGUAAGGAACAUUGUUUUUCCUGGUUUUCCAUAUACAACUUUGUAAAUGAUCAAUCCUUGUGGAAAAAAUAGUUUCACAAUAGUAAAAAAAAAGAGUGAGUAUUUUAAGUCAUUUUUCCCUCUUUACUUCUGGACUAUUUGAAGCGGUCAGGGAUGUUAUUUAAGAGGGGGAUAAUAUGCUAUGGUGAAUGGACCGUGAGAUUACACAUUAUGAAAGUCCUUGUAUUCCUGUGUGAAUGACUUGGAAAUAAUUUAAAAGAAGACUGGCAAGAUGAGGGACCAAAGUGAAUAUUAGAGCUAGUAUUCAAAUAGUAUCUUGUGUUUUUGAUACCAAUUUCAGAUCACAGGGAUCAACAGAAAAAUAAUGUUGAACAUUUGCAUUUUGUUCAGAAGGGUGCUGUUGUGUAACAAAAAUA